Eruca vesicaria subsp. sativa (arugula) is the source of this 1158-nucleotide messenger RNA. NCBI's taxonomy places the organism in Eukaryota, Viridiplantae, Streptophyta, Magnoliopsida, Brassicales, Brassicaceae. The record is from the annotation of a GenBank genome assembly.
AUGGGAGACAAUAAUAAUCACAACGACGACAAGAGCAUAGAGAUAUGGAAGAUGAAGAAUCUGAUCAAAUCCCUUGAAGCUGCCAAGGGUAACGGAACCAGCAUGAUCUCACUCAUCAUGCCUCCACGUGACCAACUCUCUCGUGUCACCAAGAUGUUAUCCGAUGAGUACGGAACCGCGUCCAACAUCAAGAGCAGAGUUAACCGCCUCUCCGUCUUGGGAGCCAUCACAUGUGCAAAGCAGAGGCUGAAGCUAUACAACAAGGUCCCACCCAACGGUCUAGUCCUCUACACUGGCACCAUCGUCAACGAAGAAGGCAAAGAGAAGAAGGUUACUAUUGACUUUGAGCCUUUUAGGCCCAUUAACAACACUCUCUACCUCUGUGACAACAAGUUCCACACAAAAGCUCUUGAUGAGCUGCUAGAGUCGCAUGAUAAGUUUGGUUUCAUUGUAAUGGACGGGAACGGGACUCUCUUUGGAACUCUGAGUGGUCACACCAGUGACGUGCUCCACAAGUUUACUGUGGAUCUUCCGAAGAAGCACGGAAGAGGAGGACAAUCAGCUCUUAGGUUUGAGCGUCUUUGUAUGGAGAAACGUCAUAACUACUUGAGGAAAACAGCUGAGCUCGCUAGGGAGUUGUACAUCGACACGUCGACAAACCAACCUAAUGUCUCUGGUCUGAUACUAGCUGGCUCAGCUGAUUUCAAGACCAAGCUAAGCCACUCAGAUAUGUUUGAUCCCCGGCUCGCGGCUAAGGUAGUUAACGUGGUGGAGGUUCAGCAUGGAGGAGAGAGUGGUUUCAGUGAAGCUAUCAAGAAGUCAUACGAACUUCUUGCGAGUGUGAAGUUUGCUCAAGAGAAGGGUUUGAUAGGAAAGUACUUUAAUGAGGUAAACCAGGGGACAGGGAAGUAUGUGGUUGGCGUGGAGGACACGUUAAACGCUUUGGAGUCUGGUGCUGUUGAGACACUGAUCGUAUGGGAGAAUCUUGACAUCUACAGAUAUGUUUUGAAGAAGAGUGUGACUGGUGAGAGUGUGAUAAAGCAUUUGAAAAAGGUGGAGGAAGUGGAUAGUGACUUUGACGUGGAGGAGAAGAUGUUAUUGCUAGAGUGGCUGGCUAACGAGUAUAUAGGAGAUUUGGUUGUGCGUUGGAGUUUGUGA